CCUCAACCCGCCCCCGCCCGCCCCGAAACAGGCACCUCCUCGGUGGAAAAUGUGAUCUCCGCGUCGGAGGCCGGCGAAUCGGACCGGUUUCUGGGCGAGUUCGCGCAGAACAUUGGGGAACAGGCGUUAGAGUAUGGUUUGUUUACCCGAAUUGAGAAGGAGCGGAUUCUCGGGUUGGUUUCGAGUCGAAGGACUGUGAGCAAGGACCAAGAUGCAGGUGGAAAUAAAGAUACCACGAAUAAGACCGUGAGAAUCGAAGGAGACGAUGAUGAGAACAACAGAGAAGACAAUCUGGCCAAUGAUCUCAACGAAGACUCGCCUCGCAGCGACGACCGCCGGUCAAUGCCUUUGUUCGCCCGGGGGAUUUACAGUGGCAUGCACGCCGACGAUUUGGCGGAACUUAGGCGUGAGGAGGAGGAAUAUUUGAAAAAGAAGGAAGCCGAGGAGAAGCGGAAAUUGGAGGAGAAGCUGCGGCAAAACGCGCAGAUGCUCGCCGAUUUGGAAGCGGAGAUGAGCGACAUGCUGACCGGUUCCUCCGACUACGACAAUGACAGUUCACCAACUAAUGGUACCAAUAUCCAAUCCGAGGCGCACCGUGCCGCGAAGGAGCGGAAGAGGCAGAGAAAGAAAAAAGAGUUGGAGGAGGCGCAAAGACAGGCGGAAUUGCUCGAACAGGAACGGCUGAAGCAGGAGCGGUUGACCGAGAUCGCGGCGUCCGCGAGUAAGAUGGAAGCGGAACUGAAUUUGUUGGAGGAAAACAUUCUAUGGCGGCAGUACGCCAGGAAUUUGCUCGCGGAGGAGGACGAGAUCGCGGCGUUGGUUAAGAAGGGAAGGAACACGAACAACCGGAAGAACAUUAUGGGAAAGAACCGUCGUGACCCCAGUUCCAUGGCCCAGAUCCCAGACAAGGAAAUCGCAAGUCUGGCGGAGCAAUACAAGCUGCUUCCGAAGGUGGUAGAAGAGGAGGCUGGCGAGGAAGAAGAAGAAGGGCAGGCUCUCGGUGCAGAAACAGGCAUGAUUACAGCAGCUGCGUCCGCAGUAGACGCCGAUGUUCAGAAUCAGCAACAAGCUGGUCGUGCUGACGCAGACGCCGAAAUCGCCGCUCCCGAGCAUGAUAACGCUGACCAGCUUGCCAAGCCAGCCUUUAACCAUCUGCUCAACCGCAUCACCGAGCUGGAACCCAUCGCGUCCCCUUUCUCACAGCUGCUUAGGCGCGAGCGGUUGGGGCGGCAGUGGGGACAGGCAGAGGUACUAAACGAAAAUGCUGGCGAUGAUGCUGACGAAACGAACAUUCACCAUCGGUGGAACCUCCUCGGACGGCAAGUCCCUUUGAGCCCCCACGCGAUCACGUACGACUUGGAGGAAGUGGAUCUGUUUCUGCAGAAAACGGAACUCGAUGAAGAGGAGCAGGAACAAAAACGCCUCCAACAGCAGCAGAAAGAGCUGGAUGAACUCCGGGAAAGACAGAAGAUUUCCAGGCAGAAACUCGAGGAAGAGGAUGUCGGCGGGUUUUUGGCGUUUCAGAGAGGCGGAACCAGCAUGGGAGACAAAGCGGUGAUGGAAAGGGAGAGAAACCAGAAGGAAAAGGGUCACAGCGGGUUGACGAAGGAUGAUAAGCGCAUGAGCGAGCAUUUGAGAACCGAUUUGCUGAACAACGAGAAGAAAAAACCGCCAGGGAGUUACAAAAUCACGAACGACGUCGGCGCACACGGGGAAAAAAUCAUCCACGUACACCACCACAUUUCUAUGCCGCCUUACAAACGAUUGUACAACAAACCAUCGCCGAAUGACAAAAACGCGAAUGUGCACUUCGUGGACAGUUUGGAUCGGGACGCGACGGAGGAGGAAAAAAUCCACCGGAAGAUCGACAGCCUGGCAAGCGAAAUUUUGUCCACGACACCGAGGAAGGAAUUGUUCCCAACUCUGGAGCGGCGCGACCACUCCGCGUCUGAACUUCCCUCCUUCGCCACGCUGCGCCGCGUCCCAGUGUUGCAGCCGAACGGAGCGUAUGUGACGGAGGUCGGGCCAGAUCCGUCGUUGGAAGUGUUGAUGCCGAAAGGGAAAAUAGUUGAAAACAGUCCGCAGUUGAUGCACCAGCAGGAGAUUUACCACACUCCGGAGGAAACUUUGACGGAAAUCAAAGUCGAUAGAAGUUUUAAGAACCACGAGCAGCAGGGCCACGACAAUGAAGAUCUCGGUUCGUCCCGGCAGGAAAUUGUGCACACGCCACUGACGAAACGCAACUUGAAUGCACUGCCAACGGCGGUGUCGCCGGUUCUUGCUGGUAGUCCAUCCGGAGGUACAACACGCCAUGUUCGAGUUGUCGAAGACGGAAGUAUCAAAACUUCUCCACCAGUUGGAGCUGCUGCAGGAGCCGUGUCUACGUCUACUCGGAAUCAUGGCAAUCCGUCUUCUACCAAGAUGACCAGCAAGAAGAAAAAACACCUCGAACAUCACUCCGACCGCGAACCCGCCCCCGUCGGAGUUCGGAUGCAGGGGCAGACUUUGUAUUCCCAACUGGAAAAAGCCAUGAUGGAGGCGGACCUGGCCGCACCGGUCAUGGCGGACUUUACUGGAUAUCUCAAACUUCAGUACCCGGGUUCCGGCCCGCAGGGCGCGCGGUUAGCGGCGGUGGAAAACGCAAAGAGAAGAAUCGCGCACCAGAAGCGUGGCGAGUGGGAGAUGAAUCGGUUGGGAAUGUAUUGGACGCCCGAUGGGGACGUGGCCAAGAUCAAAAUCCCCCGCGAAACCUUCGACAUCGACACCGGGGUGCGGAACGACCCCUGGCGGUACAGCAAUAAAGUGGUCGUCCAAAAGGAGCGACUCAUGCACGACGCGCGGUCUUCCGGCGUGAACGUACGGAAAUCCGGCGGGAUCAACGCCCCGAGGUCGGAGUUGGAAAUGGGUGCGGACAAAGUGGAUCUGUCCACCGAGGGGGCGCAACUGACACUGAAAAACGCGGAGGCCAAGCACUUCAUCGGGAAGAUCGGGCGCGGGACCAUCGACGGGACGCAGUACGACAUGACGCACCCCUAUCCCGAGGUAGCGGAACUGACCGCGCAGGGUCAGACCAACUUCUUCUACGACCGGCCUCCAACCGUGGAAAGGUGGAAAGCGGCGGACGCGUUCUUCAUUCAACUAUUAAAAAACAAAUUAGAGGAUCAAGAGGACGAGGAAGAAGAGGGAACUACGACCGCUAGCGAGCCGCGGACGCCGAAGGGGAACAACAACAAGGAUAAAAAUUUUUCCGGCACAGCAGGAGGCCCGAACAAGAGUGCAGUCAGCCCUCGCGCAGCUGGAGAUUCUGAUUCUGCUGCCCCUGCUGCUGCGUCGAAGAACACAACGACGACUAAUGUGGUCGUGAGCACAACUGGUGGAAAAAAUAAUGUGAAACAGUGGAAGGCCCUGAACGUGGCUUGUGACUACCUGCGGAACUACCUCUACGUCGAAUCAGUAGCAGAAGUGCAGGUGUGCAGCGAGGUGGCGAAAUUCUACUUGAAGAAGCAGCUCUUCCCCGAGGCGACGGAGGAAGCCGAGUUUAUCAAAAAGCUCGCGGAGCAGGAGGUUUUAUCGUCCUCUAUGGCCGAAUUCACCGACGAUGUAGAUGAGGAGGCGCUGGAGCUGGAAACGAUCUUAGAAGACGAGUACGUCGUUUUAGAGGACACGACGGAGGGACUGGCUGAAGCUGCGGUGGAGCAGGACCUUGACGGCGACGCUGAGACGCGGAAUAAGGGAGUUUCGGUUCAAGAGCUGGAGGAACACCAGCAAGCUACAACUCCGGAAUACAAGCCGAAGAAGCCGAAGAAGAUCCGUGACAAGUCAGGAAAGCUGCGUUCUGCGCGGUUAACCGGUUACACGGACACCGCCGCGAGGUGGCGGUUCACGAGCGACUCGAACGCGAUGAGCGUGCGGCAGCGCGCAGAGGGCCGGAUGAAGAUCGUGAAGCUGAAGGACCGCAAGGCCGAGCUGGCGAUUGUCGCGGCGAAACGGAAGGCAGGCGGGAAGAAAUCGGCGUCCCAGUACAUAGCGAGUGUGCGGAAACGGAUUGUUGGUUUAGAUUUGGGGAAUUCUCAAAUGGUCAAUUCCCGCUCCUCGGUCGCGAAGGAGGUGAAAGCGUACUUCAAACAGGUGGUGGAACAGUCCAAAACCCCCUACGGAGCCGAGGAGUUCUGCCGCAUCACGUUGGAGGAAGCCGUGAGAAUCGCUUUUUCUAGCCGCUACGGGACAUUACAACAUGUCUACACGCGGUUGUGCCGCUACACCGGCGGGGGCACGAUGCAGCGGAUUGUGCCGCGGAAGGAUUUGCUGCACGGCACGAACAUCCGGACCAUUCCCAUCAUAUGCAUUGCAAAUAUGUCUGGGUCUGGAAGGAUGCGUACUUUUGAUGCGCAUUUCCCAACACAGACAAAUCUCUCAAGCAUAGGAGGCAAAAAGUGCCCAUUUCCUGUUACCAAAAUGAGGGAUUCGCCAUGCAGAUUAAGCAAUACUGAAGCUUCUCGAAAUCUGUGACGCUAGGGCUUACAUGACAGACAUUUUGUGUCAUCAUGCAAAAGCAGCAUGACAAAAAUCUGCAUUCUUCCAGACCCAGACAUUUUUGCAUUUGAUAGAUCACGCUGGACGGCGAGAUGCACUCGAAGAAGCUGCUCCAGGGGCCCUUUUCCCGGCCGAACGAAGCGAGUUGGAAGUUGGCCGCGUGGUACCCGAAGAAGCACGCCGAGCUGCGGCGAGACACUAAGCGGGACGUGGUGACCGCCCGCCACGGCCGGAACUGGGGGUACAACUUCGUGGGAGGGAGGUUAAAACUGCGCAACCCGCAGCCGGGGAUCACGGAACGGACCAUGCAGCAGCACAAACUCACCCGGAAGCGCGCGAAACAGUAUUUGGCGAAGCACGGGCCGGCGCUGGGGAAGCGGAAGUUGAAGCGGUUCGAGCCCUGCUUCAAGUUCAACAACCCGAUUAAUCUCCACAUUGGCGACGAGCACGGCGAACUGGGCGGGCAGCGCGCGCGGUUGCGGAGUAAGAGCAAGUGGUGUGGUCUCGGGCAUUUCGCCCGGCCGCUGUACAAUGAGUGCGGGGAGCUCCCCUUGUACGGGUGGAAGCAGGAAUUCAAAUCUGCGAAGCGCGAGUCCAGCUACCCGCUUGGCCGCGUUUUAAACCCGCCCAGCGCCGCGGCCGCCUGGGGGGCGAAAAAGGACGAAAUUCUGCGGUACCAAGACCUGUUGAUCGAAAAAAGGGCGAUGGUGGCGGGGGUCACGACGGUCGUGGAGACCAAGUCGCCGCAGAUCAACAGGUUAAAUCUGAAACGCUUCUUCAACGACGAGCACAUCGAUACCUUCCAGUCCUUUGGUCUCCCGUUCGACAUGUUUUUCGAUUCUCUUGACCGGGAGGGGAGAGGCGUCAUCGAUUUGCAAAUUCUUCUCGGGUAUUCCGACCCGUCCACGUUGGAGUGGAAGAUCGAGUCCCAGAUGGCGACUCGGAUGAAGAAAACGGGCGGGUUCAAGCAGCUGGGGAAGAGAUUGGGCCAGGCGCAGACGCCGAAAUCAGCGAGCGCUGGAGCAGCUGCAGCUCCUGGAUCAUCUGCAGUGCCGAAAGCUGGACCCGGUUCUAAUAUGAAGAAGACCACCCUGGUCGUCGGCAGUCCCGGGGGCGCGACGUCCAGCGCGCCUUCGACAGGGAAGAACAAUAUUGUCCAGUUGGGUGACCACAGCGCGGCCUCUUCCCCCGGCGGCGCAGCAACCUCCGCGACCAGUCCGUUUGGCGGCACCACGGAGUCCGCGCUAGAGGGAACGUUAACGCUCUCGUUCGGCGCCAGCACCAGCCUCUCCUUAGUGAACCCGAUGGGGCACAAAUUCAACCCAACAAGGCACAACUCCUUCGGAAACCAGAUGGCAGACGAGAUGCGCAACCUCGCGGACGCCAUGCGUGAUUUCGACGAAAGGAAGAAACAAGAAGAGGAGGAAAACGAAGAGACGCUGCAGCAACUGGUCGAGGACGAGCUACCGAAAUUCCUGGUCCGCCAAAGUUUAACAGACAGUGGCAUGGUGCAGGCGGUGUUCCGGUUCCGCGACUUAUUUGUCCAAUUUUACCUGCCCUUCCGCGCCCGGAAGCCGGCGGGGAUUGAACAAACCGUACCAAACAGCGUGAUUGGCAGCUUCUCGCCCGAUUCCGUGAUCCCCAGUUCCGCGUUCCGCAACGCGUUACCCUCGGUACACAACCUGUUCUUUCCGGAUUUGGUACAGAACAUCUGGCAGGAAGCGCGAGAGCGGUAUUUGGACCGGGGUGACAAAGCGACCAUGAAGCUCGGGUUGGUCUCCGACGCCGAUCUCGCGGGGUUACUGUUUUUCCGGACACUGUCCGAACGGAAUCGCGGGAUUCACGGCACGGUGAUCGAGCAGGGGCGGGACCUCGCGACGUUGCACUUCUUAGAUCGUCCGCAGGAGGUGAAGCACGUGAUGCCGUUUGAAACGGUGUUGGAGCACUUGACUACCAACGCACAAAACCACCCGAACCCCGGGCAGUACUUGCAGGAGAAUUUUGACGCCGCGAUCGGGACGACAAGUUUGAUGGAGUCGAUUAGUUAUGUAAUGCAAAAGCAUCGUACAACUAGUAUAAAUGGCAUUACAAAUUGGCUUAGCAUUACAACAAAUGAAAUGUGUAAUGCGGAUUUGCCUUAACAAGAAGAUUUGUAAUGCAUAAAUGCCAUUAGUACGAGGACGAUACUUUUGCACAGCAUAUUAGUGAUCCUUAUGCCAUGUUCGCGGAGCCGAUAAGGUUGGACAUGAUCGAUGAGGAGAUAAUCGGAGGAACUACCAGUGGAGGAAAUUCUAAGGCAUCUUCUGCGCCGAAGACCAAAGCCGACCGGGACACUUGGUCGAUCUUCCGCUGGAUGAAGGUCGCCAACCGCGCGAGUCGGGGAACUACAACAAAUCGAGAAGCCGCGGCAGUAGAAAUCAUACCGCAGAACAACAAGAAGAACACGUUUCUCCACCCUGGCGUCCCGAAGUUGAACUGGAGCAGUCCUGAUAAUAUCUUCUCCCGAGAUUUGAGGACCGCGAUGAAACAGUCUCUCUUCGGACCGUUAUUCGCCCGGCCGACCAGCAGCCAAACCGCUGGUGGGGACGAGAGUGAUAGCACCGGAGGUGGUGCGGGGGCAGCUGAUGGUGCAACGGGUCGUACUGCUGGCACUGAGAACAAGAAUUCCUCUUCCUCCUCCAGUGGAACCGACUCGUCGACCGAAGGGGCGCUCAGCAGCGCGGACGAGGUGCAGAACAGGACUAGAAAAGCAAAUCCAAACACAGGCACAGCAAAUACUGCUGGAGGUGCAGCCACUAGUACAACGACACGUGGCGCAGCCGCCAUGACCGUGGAGCAGCAAUCCUCGGCGAAACUUCUCGAGCACGAGCACCCGAUAUGCAUUGCAAAUAUGUCUAGGUCUGGAAGGAUGCAGCGAACUUGUAGUGCGCAUUUCGCAACACAGACAAAUCUCUCAUGCAUAGGCAGCAAGAGAAAAAUUUGCCCAUUUCCUGUCACCAAAAUGGGGGAUUUGUCAUGCGGAUUAAGCAAUGCGGAAGCUUCUCGAAAUCUGUGAUGCUAGGGCUUCCAUGACAGACGUUUUGUGUCAUGCCAAAACAGCAUGACAAAAAUCUGCAUUCUUCCAGACCCAGACACAUUUGCAUUUGAUACCCGAGCUUGCGGCACCACCAUCGGGAGCACAGUUUAAUUCCGGAGAUGAGCUACUUGGACCUGCAAAAAGCCACGUUCGACGAGUUUGCGAGUUACUUACAAGACCGCCAGCAACGGUUACGGAAACUACGGCACUUGCAAUUACGCAGACGCGGACCUUUACCGAAACGGCACUUCGUUACGCGCGACAAGACGCCCGCGCCGGAGUCGGAGCUGGGGAAGUUAUAUCAGCGCGAGUACAUCAAGGCCAAAGCGGCCGGGGAGGGCUUUCACACGCCGGGGUUAGCCGCGGUCCGGUCAAGGAUGCGCCGAGACUUCUUGCGGAUCGCGGUGCACGACCCGUCCGCCCCGGGGGAAAAACAAGCCAUGAUCCAGGACCAGAUGAGGGAAGACGCGAAGAGGAAAGCGACAUUGGCGACGUCUGGGGCGAACAACGGGGCGAUGCAAAGAUCCGCCGCGAUAGGUGGGAGUAGUGGUUCUACUUCCGGAGCAGGAGUGAAUGGCCUCAGCAGUCCCGAACGCGCGAUUUCCCCGGAAAUUUCCGGCACCAGUCCGAUCGAAGAGGUCGCCGGAGAAUUGGAUGAGUCCGGUGAAAAGACCACGACGUUGCAAGUGGAAGCGCCGGCUCCCUCGCCUACAGCUAGUGCGACAGCUGCAGGAGGGGUAGGGGAGCAAGGUGCUGGUAGUCCGACAGGUGCUGCUGCCGCUUCUCCCCCCGCCGCUCCGAUCUCGACGAACAAGGCGGAGCAGAUGGUGUUGAAGAUGAUUGCGGAGACAGGGAAACCGCCGACCCGGAUCAUGCUUCUAAUGAACGCGGAGAAGGAGGCCCGCGCGAUCGCGGCGCGAAGGGAGCAGUUGUUUUUGAACCAGCAAAGGAAGAACCGGAAAAAGAUGCAGUCGAACGACGUGGCACUCGACUGGUACGACUACGUGAGUAAUACGAAUAGAUCCCCCUCCGUGUUACUGCGGAAGCCGGGGUAUCACGUCGCCAUGCACGACCCGAAUGGGCUGGUGUUUCAGGAGUUCGAGAAGCAGAAGGACAGCUUCGAGAAAACGAGAGAACACUUGAGAAGAGCGUUAUUGCAAAGAUCAGACCCGGAGAAGCGGAAGUUCGCGAAGAACGCGCUGGAAUCGGUCAUUCCAGUCGAUUUAGGGCCGCAAGAAUUACAGCAGGUGUUAUUCGCCCAGAGAAGGAGCUUCGCGGCGUUCGAGCGCAGGGCGUUGAAGCUGAAGAAAGAUUUGGGUAGGCAGACGUUUGAGUUGAACAGGAUCAAAAAGCGGCUCGCCAAGUGCACGAACCCGUUCGAUGACGACGGCGACGAGAAUGAGGAGCAGCAACAGGACAAUGUGAACAACAUCAUCGACCAAGUCGCCGUGAUGAAUCCGAAAACCGGUCUGCGGCAGGAAUUGAUCGAUCCGAACACCUAUCAAAUGCAAAAAUGUCUGGGUCUGGAAACUUGUAAUGCUGCGUUGGGAAUAGUGAAUGCUCUGUAAUGCACAGGCAAGCAUGAGAAACAUCCGCGCCUUUUUGUGUUGCGUUUUUCGCAUGACAAACUGCGUUUUUGCAUGACAGGCAAAAGGGUCUGCUCUUCUUGGACGCGCAUCACAAACUUUUUGGUCAUGCCAGACAAGCAUGACAAAUCUCAAAAUCUUCCAGACCCAGACAUUUUUGCAUUCGAUAACACCACUGCGGACGACGCGGCGUUUAAGGAGGAGAUGAACAACUAUGCAUUGCAAAAGCAUCGUACUAGUAUAAAUCGCAAUACAAAUUUUCUCAGAAGGAGAAAUGGAGUUUGUAAUGCUGAUUUGGCUAAGAAACAAGAUUUGUCAUGCAUGAUUGCAAUUAGUACGAGUACGAUACUUUUGCAGAGCAUAACAACACAGGGAGCACCACGCAGAACAAAACCCAAACCAUCUACGAGCAGUUCCGCGCAAACUUCUACGCGGGUGAGUGGGGAGAAUCGAUUAAAAAAGUGAAGGAAAUUUCCGCGAAGAAGCUGGAGCACGUGGAACUGGAUUGGAAGACGCAGCAGGUCAAGGAGCUCGCGGCGAAAAUGAAGGUGCCGCGUUGGACCAUGAUGAAUUUGUGGGAUAUGUUCGAACAGGUGGACGAGGACGGCAGUGGGGAAAUCGAAAUCGAGGAGUUCGACAAGAUGCUGAGAAGGAUUUACAGAGAUCCACAUUUGGACCCACAAGUCCCGGAAAAAUUGUUCCGCAAUUUCGCGCCGUUGGGCACCAUGAGCGUCGUGGAUUUCUUCUCCUUCGCGAAAUUCAAUGGGCUGCUGGGAAAGAAAGCGAUACGGUGACGAAAUUAUCGGGGAGAUGCAACUGUAGAUCUAUCGUCGUGAGCGAUGGAAUUUGUAAAAUGCAAUUUGAAGUUUGUUUCGUUUGAAGACACAUUCUAUUUUGACAGGCUUUUUUUCAUUGAUUCUGACUCUGACAACAUACACUUUUUCGGUUUUGUUUUUAUUUUGACAUACAAGAACGUCAAUUCAUUGACGUUAUCUUUGCCACGUAUAAACCGUUUUUGACAACCAACAUGGUAAUUCGCAUGACAGACAUAAGUAACAUGAGCCUGACCCUGACCGAUUGAAUUUGCAGGCACGAAAGUCCAUAGUACAUUUCUUCAUAUGCUCAGUUUUAUAGACAUUUUAGACAAGACUUCAGCAUUCCAUGCUCAUGCUCUCACCAAGACUUUUUAUACGUUUAGACAUUUGAUUUGAAAGCGCUUUCGGACUACAAAUUCUCUUAAACCUGAAAAAUUGCCUUGCACGAUUUUUUUUUCGAACUUUACACAGAGAUAACUCUUAUUAACCAAGUUUUAAGAAUCAAAAACAUUCUGAUUUACCACCAGCUUCUUUCCAAUAAAUAAGCAUCUUGCUACCCGCAAACUUCCCGUGGAAGACAUAACGUAACCCGUUGGGAUUACCUCCAGAAUCGUCAUGACAAUUAUUCCCAAUUACGCCCACAAAGAAAGUAAUGCAAAACCCUAGCCGCGUCAGGGUAGCUGACGCUUAAAUCAGCUGACGAGGUCGACGAGGCUGGCUGCAUGGCAUGCUCCCAC
This is a messenger RNA of Amoebophrya sp. A120, 10747 nucleotides long. Lineage: Eukaryota; Dinophyceae; Syndiniales; Amoebophryaceae. The record is from the annotation of a GenBank genome assembly.